AUGUUGGACGAUAACAAUGUUCAUGCUAAAGCCUUUAGAAUGGAGAGAGAUGUGUUAAGGGAUUGUGCAUUUCAAGACUUGAGGUUGAAACUAAUUUUGAGUCGACUUGGUGACGGUCGGGUCUAUAACGCGCCCACUAUUUUGGGGGUUGCUGCACUUAUUGUUGGUGAUGUUGACACUGUUGAACUAAGAGACAUCAUAAUCCAUGAGCGUGAUGGUGGCUUGCAAAGGAUGGAUGAGUUCUACCCAACUUAUCUUGGCUACCAAUAUCCUUUGAUUUUUACAUAUGGGGAAGAUGGUUACAGGGAUAAUAUACUCCACAAGUACCAACACGAAACAACUGUGACAAAGCAAAACAGAAAAACUAUUAAGAAUUGGCUUUGCUACCGACUCCAAGAACGUGUUGCUGAACCUAAAACAUUACUACAUUUGAGACGGCUAUUCCAACAAUCUUUGGUUGACGAUUACACGAUGAUGGAAACAGAACUUCUUAAUUGGUUGCAGGAAAAUCAAUCUAAGCUAAGGGUUGGUGGUAAAUAUAAAAACAUACAACAAUAG
This is a messenger RNA of Lathyrus sativus (Indian pea), 558 nucleotides long. Lineage: Eukaryota; Viridiplantae; Streptophyta; Magnoliopsida; Fabales; Fabaceae. The record is from the annotation of a GenBank genome assembly.